AUGGAUAUACGCACGUCCACUCGCUCUGGCAAAUGUAAUCUGCCUUCAGAGAAAGUCUUCUCUAUUCAAAUUGGUUCCGAGAUCUUUCGUCUCUCGGGUGCUUCAAUUGCCUCUGAUGCUCCAUCCUACUUCUCACGCUUCUUCGAGGAUCAAUUGCUUCAGAAUCACGAUGCUGCCAACAUCAGGACCCUCUAUAUUGAUCGCGACCCCACGACAUUCCGCGAGAUCGCUAGACAUCUACAGGGCGCGCAUCUAGGCUACCAUGUCCGGCCCCAGGAUGGCGCGCAAUUCGUGAAGCUAUUUGCAGACGCACAAUUUUAUACAUUGCCCCGAUUGAUGUCCCAGCUGUUCGAGUCCGAAUGUUUUAUUCAAAUCGGCGACCGUCACUUCCAAAUCCCUCGCGAUAUCUUUUCAGCUCCCGGUGACGCUCCGAAUUUCUUCACCCUCGGAUUCGCCGCCUUCUUUGCUUCUCCAACUGAAGUGUUUCCGGGCCUAGACCGCCAGGGUCUCUUACGACCUCCGGCCAUUGUCCCGCCAAGUGUUCCGAACCGAUCUGCGGAUGUCUUUGAUGAGCUCCUACAUAUGCUACGCGGGUAUCCACUGCAUAUUAGAAACGAGGAUCAUCGGACUUCGCUACUGCGCGACUGUCGUUAUUUCCACCUGCGCGGUUUGGAACAAAAGUUGAUCCCCCAUCAGAUAACGACGAAUCCCUUCAGCCAUCGUUUGGAAAUCGCCAUCCGGCUCGAGGAUGUGCGACCGUCUGGAAUUCAGUUUGCCUUUGAUACAGUUGCCGGUUCGCCUGCAGCCGGUGGAAUUGUCACAUACAAGCGCCCCUUUGUAGACGAGAACGCCGCCGAUCUGGUGGUUGAGAUCGGCGCCGAGUCUAGUCUGAUUCAUCGGGGGAGCAUGCGUGUUGACUUUCUCAGCCUUUCGGAGCAAAGGAUCGCCAGUCUGUUGCAGACAGUUGGCAAAAAGAUGAACCUGCCUGAUUCACAUCCACCAUUGGGCCAAGUUCCAAUCAAGGUUCGAAUCGACCGUGAAACUGAUCUCACGGUGGAUGGAGAACACGACCCUCAGCAUUUGAUGAUGCCCAGAGCCAAGACUGAAACUAGCGAUGAUGGUGGACCUCUAGCUAAACGUCCACGAGUCGAUACGGAUGAUGGGCCCUGGGUUGUUCGGACAGGACAAUGGCGAUUGCAAGUGCACAAAGGGCCUACCGGGGCAUACGAGGUGGUCCUGGUUGCUGUCAAAUUGGACGUAUAUACCAGUGCGCAGGUCCGAAACCGGUCACGAAAAUUCCUUUAG
Penicillium robsamsonii is the source of this 1305-nucleotide messenger RNA. RefSeq lists its product as uncharacterized. Gene Ontology annotation, biological process: protein homooligomerization. The coding region runs from base 1 to 1305 and encodes 434 amino acids. The transcript has 4 exons. Lineage: Eukaryota; Fungi; Ascomycota; Eurotiomycetes; Eurotiales; Aspergillaceae. The record is from RefSeq and is a predicted model, not a curated record.